AAGAAAAAAACAGAUCUGAGACGCUGCUGUGGAAUUACAGCCAUGGGCGCGAGAGCUCAUUCUCGACGAAUCUAGUCGCGGAUGCGCCCUUUCGUUUGGAAACGUUUGCAUGAGUCAUGUUACGUGUGAUAAAGUAGCUGGUAGCUAAAAGCACUGUCGUUUUUGCGGUAACGUUUGACUCAUUUUAUUUGGGGGUGUGACAGAAUUAGAAGCGAUACGCAGAUCCACCGAGGCUGAGUCGCUCUGACAAAUUGUUUUUUUAAGUUGAAAACACGGCAGUUUCGUCUGGUUGUACUCCGAGCGGCUGGUGCAGUCAGCUGGGAGCAAGUCCAUUUACAUAAUGUUAUUAGCCAAACGUGUCGGUUCGUUCACUUCGCUCGUGCUGCGUGGGGCUUUUCAGUAGCGCGAGCUCUGUUUUGAUUUCGUUGCACAGAUACGCUGGGCAGGCCUGUUGUGAGUGCGUGUGUCGGUGACCAUGGAGCAUCCAGGCUGCGUUAAUAUCGGCAGUCUCACGAGUGCAUUACCGGUUAUCCCUUAUCGAAAGCUAACAGACUUGCACUAUAUCAGUAAAGGCGGGUUUGGAACCGUAUUCCGAGCACAGCACAGUGACUGGCGCACAACCGUCGCCAUUAAGUGUUUGAAACUGGAUUCGCCUGUUGGUGAAAGGGAACGCAAUUGUUUACUUAAAGAGGCUGAGGUACUACACAAGGCCAGGUUCAACCACAUCAUCCAGAUCUUUGGGGUGUGUAAUGAGCCAGAGUUCUUCUGCAUAGUCACGGAGUACAUGACCAACGGGUCCCUGGAUGAGCUGCUACAUGAGAAAAGCAUGUACCCUGUGGUGGCCUGGCCCCUGAGGUUACGUGUUCUGUACGAAAUUGCACUAGGGGUCAACUUCCUGCAUAACAUGAGCCCUCCACUGCUUCACCAUGAUCUGAAGACACAGAACAUCCUUUUGGAUGGAGAGUACCAUGUGAAGAUAGCUGACUUCGGCCUGUCUAAAUGGCGCCAGCUCUCCAUUAGCAAGGGGUCUGGUUCAAAGCCAGCUGAGAUGGGUGGUACGGUUAUCUAUAUGCCACCUGAGGAGUAUGAACCCAACAGGACCCGGCGGGCUGACGUCAAGCAGGACAUGUAUAGUUAUGCCAUCAUCAUGUGGGAAGUGCUGUCACGACGGAUCCCAUUUGAAGAUGCCACCAACCCAAUGCAGAUCAUGUUUAGUGUCCUGCGUGGGACGCGGCCUGAUACGGGAUUGGAUAGCCUGCCCGCAGACAUCCCUAGCAGGGAGACCCUCAUCAACAUAAUGACCUGCGGCUGGACCGCCAACCCAGACGAACGUCCAUCCUUCCUCAACUGUCUCAAAGAGCUGGAGCCCAUGUUGCGGAGGUUUGAUGAAAUCGACAUCCUGGAGGCUGUGCUGGAGGUCAAAAGGUCAAAGUUCAAGCGGCCACUGGGCCCCGGACUAACGACGCCGACUAAUUCCAAGAGGAUGGAAGGAAAAAGUCUGAAGCAGCACACCACACCAUGGCCUGACAACAGCUCUACCUCCGGAUCAGGUUCCUGUUCUUCCCAGGAUACGGAUAUGUCCCAGCCAGGCUUCCUUACCAUCUCAAAUCCCUCCCAAGGCGGAGGACCCUUGCCAUCUGUCCUGUCCCUGCCUAUGGACUCCCCAAAGCCCCUUAUGGAUCAAGGCAGCCAGAACAACCUGAACCCUGAGUAUCAGACAGCACAGCCCGUUUCAGACUUCAACAUCCCCCUGAAACCCCACCCCCCUCAGACUGAGAGUGACCUGCCCCUAAAUAUUCACUCACUCACCCUGCAGGCACACCCACAUGACUUCCCGUCAGCGUCGGACAACCAGGGCCCAGCCGCGCGCUGGAUUGGCUGGCGGCGGGAGGAGGUGGUGCAGCAGAUGACGGAGGCAUGCCUGAACCAGAGCUUGGAUGCACUGCUCUCUCGCGAGCUCCUCAUGUGCGAGGACUACGAGCUCGUGGCCAACCAGCCGACCCGUACAGCCAAGGUGCGCAAGCUGCUCGACACAUGUGAGCGCCACAGUGAGGAGUUCUGCCGAGUGGUUGUGCGCAAGCUCCAGGAGAACAAGCAGAUGGGCCUGCGGCCCUACCCGGACCUCACCUCUCCGACAGUGACUCCACCUCCUCCCUACACCUCAGCCAGUGCUCCCUCCCUCUCCACUUCUUACAACAACACCCACAUGUUCUGAGCCCACUUCUGAGACCUCACAACUGGAUGUCCAUGAGAGAUGGCUCAAGUUGUCUACUUCUUUUUUCCAUAAAUUGCUUUGCUGCUUUUUGCUAAUUGGAUAAGCAUCAUUGCUUGCAUUGUCAGAUGGUGGAAUUUUUCACAUUAGCCUUUGUCCCACUAAGCAGUCAGCCCUUCCAGUUCAGUUGGCAUGCUGAUUAGUUCAUCUAAACUGGUGGUUUUUCCUGUUAUGAGAGGCCAUAGAAUGGACAGAAGAAUCUGUUAAAGCGAACUGGGUGAAAUCUUUCUGUCUUAUGGAGGUUUCCAGCCUUGUGUGGCCAUACUGAUGAAAACCUCUACAAACCUGCAGCUCUUGUCUUCCUCUUUAAAGGUUAUGAUUUUCUUUCCCCUAUACUGGACAAAGGUCCCUUAUGUAGCUUUGAUACACUGUGGGAAUCAGAAACCUGGACAUCUGGCUUUUUUCCUUCACAACAAACUAGGCCUUUUUAUUUUUCUGAUGAACUUCGUAAAAAGGUCAAUUGUGGUCAGUUAGGUUUUUGAACAAGGCCUCAGAAAAGUCAACCAGAUAUUAACUGAAUUCUUCUGAAAUUUAGUUUCCGGUCUUGAAAUGGCUUUUUUUUUUUGUUUUGUGUGUAGGUAAAUGAUUUUGAAUAUCAUACAUGGUUGAUGGCUGUGCCUGAAAUUGUUCCCUGUUUGUCGUUAUGUGCACUAUAUUCGGUUCAGCCUUUUUGAACAGGUGUUCAAAACCUCAGAACAGUAUGUCUGUUCACUUGUUCACUACAUUUUCACAAUGCAUCAUGAUGGCAUACUAAAAAUAAAUGCUACUUCCGCUGAUAUAUACCCCAGUGAAAUGCAGGUACUAACACUCCUGAAAUUGCCUUUACUAAUAUAAUUUAAAAUUAUUUGGGGGAAAAUCAUAUUCUACAUUUGCUUAAGAUAGCAAAGCCACAAUAAAGCUUUUAAGCUUAGUAUAAAAUGGCUCUUCAGUAGUGAGGUUAUGAAAGAAUUAUGGCAGUGGCUGACAGAGGCCUCUGUCAAAGACUGUUGCUCAUUUCACAGCUGUUUGCAUAUAGGGUAAUAUAAGUAAAUAAUGCAUUUUCAUUUUAGAUUUAUGGCAUUUAUCUGACUUGCAAUUAUGACCGAAUACAACUUGAGCAAUUGAGGGUUAAGGGCCUUUCUCAGGGGCCCGACUGUGGCAAAUUUGUGGUGGUGGGGCAAGCUUUAAAUUACAAGUCGAGUACCUGAAACACUGCCCCAUAAUAAUAAGUGAUUUCAGACAUAUUUAUUGCUUUGGAAGAAGGUUCUAAUUUUGAUUAUCAGCCUUGUGAGCUUUUCACAGUUGAUCUGGGAUUUCACUGUGGUGUUUGGGUGAAAUUGCCUGUUCUGAAUUUUCAGCAUGGCUCAAAUGUGCUCUCUGUCUGAGGCACUGUUAAAAAGUAAGGUGGAAAUAAGAACAUGUCUUCAGCUUUAAUAUGCCUUCAAAAACAGAAACCCAGUGCUGUGAUGAAGCGAAUCACCAUCUCUCUCCGUUAGUGGGUUUUUUUUGUUUGUUUGGUUUUUUUUGUUUUUUGAAGCAGCCGAACAAGCAAAGGGAAGUGUUGUAGUGCUGAGUCUGUGGUAUACUCGUGAGAGUGAUUUAUACACACUAAAUGCUGGUUAGUGAAUAUUUGGCUCUGUGGGCAGUGGCUUGUACCUUUCCUGACAGCUAUGCAACUGUCGAGAUGGAGAAUACCAUGUCUGAUGUUUAGGUCUGGAUUUCACUUGCGCUAGAAAAUGUCCAAUGUGUAAUAGAUGUCCAGUUAUAGAGGGAAAUUUAAUUCUAAUAAGUUAUGAGGGAUGGUUGGACUUUAGUGCCCAAAAGGCUGGUAACCUUUAAGGCUGGUUGCACUGGUAUCUUUUAUGUUUGAGUUUUGUUUUGUUUUUUUAGAAAAAGUAGAAUGUGUUCAAGUUUACAUCACAAUACCCAGGUGCAGUGUGUGUAUGUUUUUAGUUGAAGCUUAUGGCUUUGGGCUGUGUGGGUGUAGUUGUGUCCUGAGCUUCAAAUGGAUUACAAGACAAAACUCAGUCUGAAAAAAUUUUGCCUGGUAAAAUUCCACUGGACUGAACAAAAUGGAUCGUGGAUCAUUUCAGUUGUCAGUUCUCUUUUUUUUUUUUUUUUUAUGUCUGCUGCUUUUAGGAAAAACAUGAUUUGCUUGGUUCUGUCUGUAUCCACGAUAUUUAUUUUUUCAAUAGUCAACUCCAGAAUUAUUGUCUCCCUUCAUGAAAAAGAGCUAAAAUCAAUAUAAAUAAACCUCACAUCCAAUGAGUGAUAUUAGGCUUAACUAAUAGGUGAUGUGUGUUUGUUUGUUUACACUGUGUUCCGUUAUUAAUAUAUGGUGAAGACUCCCCUGGCAAGGCUAACAGCAAUUAGCUGUUUUCCGUAAUGUUUAGCAAGGUUAGAAAAUGUUUGGACAUAACAGGUUUUUAACUUGGUUCAGAUCUGGAGUUGGAGAGGACCGUUGCAAAACUGAUUGUAUUCCUACACCCAUUUCCAUCUGGAUUUUUGAUGUGUUUGGGGUCAUUAUCUUGCUGAAAGGUCCACUCUCUGCCAAGUUUCAGCCUUCUGACAAAAGCUGACAGAUUUUGACCUAAAAUGUCCAUAAUACUUCAUUAUGCCAUUAAUUUUCACAACAGCACUAGCAGCAAAAUAGCAAAAUGUACUAUUUAAACAUUUUUAUUAUUACCCUGGUUGUGCUUAAUAAUAAUGCCAACUGACUGUUCAUUUUUAUAAUAACCAUUCACAUAUCUGCAAGUCCACAACCUUUUAAUUUGACUUGAGAUAUCUUUGGUUUUGCCCAAGUUGAUGGUUGACAAAGGGAUUUUGUCAGUGGAUGUCAUCUCAUAUUUACGCCCUAGCAAACUGUCACAACAGUGCAGUUCCUGCAAACUAGGAGCAAUUAAGAAUGGCAUCUUUGGGGGAAAUUACCCAUUUUAGAUUUUUAUACCAGCAAAUUUUGUCCCAUGUUUUUUAAAGAACACAUUGAUUUAUUAUUUUUUUCUGAAAAUAAACCCUUCUUAUAGAAAUCAGUUCUAUUUGAUCUUUCUUGAUGAAUAUUUUAAUUACACGUGUUAUUUGUUUUAUAGGAUUUUUUUUGGUGCAGUUUCCCCAGAGCUGCCCAUAAUUCUGGAGUUGACUGUAGUUAUGUCUAUGCCUUGGCUAUAUAGAGCUAAAGGAAGUGAAAACUCCUUGCCUUACUGGCUCAGAGUCUUCUGCUUUUUUAUUUAGACUUCUAGGAAGGAGCAGCCUUACCUACUGGACUGCAUCUUAAUAGCUGUUACACUUAAAUAGCUGUUAGUUUUGCGGCGGUCUCCAUGAGGCAGGAAACCAGAUGGGCUUAAAGUCCGUUUUUACACUGCAAACUGCAGAUCCCUUCCUGUAUAUUGCAAUAGGUUACACUUGGAGAAAUGAAUGUGAUAUAUUGACCCUUCUGCUAUUGGAACUGUUUUGUAUGCAGCCCAUGAUUUGUGUUUUGUAUUUAUGGCAAAGAUGAAAUGUUUCAAAUUUGUGUGUGUGUGUGGGUAGACUGCACUAGACAUUACCAUGAAAGUCACUUGGGUUGUGUUUCUCCUGAACUGGCUUAUAAUUUAAGUUAUUUCAUUGUGCAAAGUACUGUGCCAAUUCCUAUGACUGAUGCAGCGUGGUAGGAAUAUAUGCCUUUUAUAGACCUGCUCAUCAGAACAUCAUACCACAUUAUCAGAUUCACAGCCUGGAAAUUCGCACUCAUUACCAAACACAUUCUGGGGGAAUUGUCCAUUGCCUUAAUAUGUAAAAUGCAGAUGAUUGGUUACUGUUGUCAUAGUGACAUCAUCCCUUUGCCUUGUAGUUAUAAACUUCAUAGAAGUGCCAUAUCUUCAGUUGGCUGAAGACAUCUCCCACCUUUUGUCUGUAAGGCUAGAAGCUGUGCUCAUCCAUAACCAUGUGCACAUCACAAAUACUGUAUAACCCAUGUAGCAGUGUACAGUUGUCAGAAAUGUGAUUUCUGUACAUGGUGAGGAACCUCCAGAUGAGGACUACCUUUUCAAGUUGUUAUUAAAAUGUGUCAUUCCUUCCA
Molecule: messenger RNA, 6305 nt
Organism: Electrophorus electricus (electric eel)
Lineage: Eukaryota; Metazoa; Chordata; Actinopteri; Gymnotiformes; Gymnotidae
Gene: ripk2
Product: receptor-interacting serine-threonine kinase 2
Biological process (GO): positive regulation of canonical NF-kappaB signal transduction; innate immune response; protein phosphorylation
Cellular component (GO): cytoplasm
Molecular function (GO): ATP binding; JUN kinase kinase kinase activity
Source: RefSeq, a predicted model, not a curated record